Onychostoma macrolepis is the source of this 941-nucleotide messenger RNA. Its product is annotated as urokinase plasminogen activator surface receptor-like. Bases 183 to 782 code for a protein of 199 amino acids. The record is from RefSeq and is a predicted model, not a curated record. The transcript is spliced from 5 exons. NCBI's taxonomy places the organism in Eukaryota, Metazoa, Chordata, Actinopteri, Cypriniformes, Cyprinidae.
AGGUGAACUGUCCCUUUAAAAUGGUUGGAUUUUACUGGCAGGUAAAUUAUGCAAGCUGAAGAUUCAGUUUCUAGUAAUGUCGUCUUCUGUUAAACUUUUGUUUCUUCAUAAAGACCCUCCCAGUUGAAAAGAUAAAUAGGUGCUGAAAGAGGAACGUUACUUCAUUCACCUCCUGAUCAAAGAUGCAUCUGCAAAUCUCCGUUUUUCUUCUGUUUGUUCUUUUCACUGCAGGACACUCUUUCAGCUGUUAUGAGUGUGUGGGUUUGACGGGUUCUUGUGCAGAUCAGAAAUUAAAAACAUGUCCCAGUGGAUCUUCCAAGUGCAUGAGUUUAACAACAGUGGCACAAGCUGGUGGCGUUACUGCUAAAGUGCAGGUUAAAAGCUGUGCUCCUGACUGUGUAAAUGGGUACAUGAACUUCGGCACUGCAAAGACAUCUUUAGCGUGCUGUAACACAGACCAGUGUAACGUCCAGGAUGCUCCAGAUCCCCCUCAUGCCUCCAAUGGAAAGACAUGUUACUCUUGUGAUGGACAGAGCUGCUCAAACGUAAUGAGCUGUUCAGGGAAUGAAAACCGCUGCAUUAAAGCAACAGCGAGUUACGGAGGGCAGUCACUGGUUGUAAAAGGCUGUGCUUCUCAAUCUAUUUGUGAUGCAACAGUAUCGGUUCCUAAUGCUGAUAGCAUCUCAUGUUGUGAGGGGAACCUGUGUAACGGUGCUCAGAGCGUCUCUCAGAGCUUCCUGUUCCUCUGCUGUUCUCUGCUCUCCUUCCUCCUGCUGCACUGAAUCCAGCAGCUCCAUCAGACACACUGUACUGAAUAUAGAGCUUCUAUUUUCUUUGUACAACGCAUCUUUUGUGUCCUGAUUUUUUUGCGGUGACAUUGUGAUCUGACGUUUUUAAAAAUAAAAUACUACAGAAAACGGGGCUUAUGAUUGUCUUCUUAA